This is a messenger RNA of Grammomys surdaster, 1223 nucleotides long. It is a transcript of the gene Spic, whose product is annotated as Spi-C transcription factor. The coding region runs from base 115 to 852 and encodes 245 amino acids. Gene Ontology annotation, cellular component: nucleus. Gene Ontology annotation, molecular function: DNA-binding transcription factor activity, RNA polymerase II-specific; sequence-specific DNA binding. The transcript is spliced from 6 exons. Lineage: Eukaryota; Metazoa; Chordata; Mammalia; Rodentia; Muridae. Gene Ontology annotation, biological process: cell differentiation; regulation of transcription by RNA polymerase II. The record is from RefSeq and is a predicted model, not a curated record.
UGGCAUUGCAGUACUGAUAUUGUAACUUUGGCUUCCUGAACUUGUGCGAGCUAGUACAAACGUGCUUACUAGCUGCUGAGUUUCCUCAACCCAAGGCUCUUCAAUUCAUGAAUAAUGACUUGUUGCAUCGAACAAGACAGUCUGGGUCAAGCGUUUGAAGACGCCUUUGAAGUAUUGACCCAACAACAUUCAGCUGGAGAGAUUCAGUACCCCCCAGAACAUAAAAAUUACAUGGCUAUCAUUAACCCUUAUCCUCAUGUCAGAGGCAACUCUAACUACUGUGGAAUGUUACCCCCAGAGAACCCGUUCUACGACUGGAGAAGUGGAACAAAUGGUUCUGCGAACCUGUAUUUGGAAGGAGGCUUCCAUCAGUCCCUGCAGAACAUAGCUGAAAGCCAGCUGGUACAAGCCCCCUUCUUCCAGCAAAAGGGAGGAAGAGCUUCGGGCAGGAGGAAGCUUCGGUUAUUUGAAUACCUUUUUGAAUCCCUGUGCAAUUCAGAGAUGGUGUCUUGUAUUCAGUGGGUUGACAAAGCCAAAGGCGUCUUUCAGUUUAUAUCGAAAAACAAAGAAAAACUCGCUGAACUUUGGGGGAAAAGAAAAGGCAACCGGAAACCCAUGACUUACCAAAAGAUGGCCAGAGCCCUGAGGAAUUAUGCCAGAACUGGGGAGAUCACAAAAGUCCGGAGAAAGCUGACCUACCAGUUCAGCGAAGCUGUUCUCCACAGACUUGCUCCAUCUCACUUCCUGGGAAAAGACCUUUUCUACUCACAAUAUGGCCAGCCUGAUCAGAGCUAUCUCAGUUUAAACCACUGGAAUGCAAAUUACUACGCUCAUGCCAGUUACCAGAGCUGACUCCAGCUUCUUGCCUUGCCUUGUCAAGAACCCAAACUUUAGAAUUUUUCUGAAGCAUUUUUCAGAUUCCACACCGAUGAGACAAGAAGAUGUAGAGAGAGAACUCUGUCUGCAUAGAACAUAUUUGGACUUUUUCUUGUCCUGACAACUUUUAGGUAGUGUUUACAUCUUGGUGUUAAGGGGAACCUAGAUGUUUCAGAAGGGUGCUUACAAUUCCUGCAGACACUUUGCUAUUUGUAAUAAAUAGGCUUAGUGUCCAUGGAAUGGGAUCCAAGAACAUCCUGGAGCCAGAAUGUCUUUUCAGAAAAAUAUGGGAGAGAGAAGCACAGUGCCACUUACUAAUUUUAAAUAAACUAUUGAAUUCAAAGCAA